CACACCUUUUGUUACGUACAUACUUCCUCACCCUUCCUCUUUUUCUUCUUCUCUCUCCACCCCUUCUCUCCUCCCUCCUCCUUCCCUUUUCUCUCUCUUACCUCUUCUCCAACAUAAGUAGAUAAUGCCACAGAGGCCGUUGGAGGAGGCGCCACCACCCUUAUCCACCGGAGGAGGACCGCAAGGCAACAGUAGCAGCAACAGCACCACUUCCGUUGCAUCGCGAUCGCCCGCUUACGACACUGCCUUUACCAAUGACAAAAGCAGAAGCCAAAGUGCUUUGAACCUUGGCUCUAUUUUGAAUCCGGUAUCGUUAAGCUCAGUGUCUGCACCACCACCACCACCACCAAGGCAUAGUAGCAGUACUGACGAUCGCUGUUACCAACAAAGACAUCCGCAACCGCCGUCAACACAAGGAAUGCCGGCUGUAAUCCAAGCACAUGCACAACAACAGCAACGUCAACUGUCAAACGAUAGUGGCGUGCUUGAAUCACAAACGCGAUCGCCACACGGGUAUACUAAUGGAACAAGUAGUGAAACAUUAGUGCCAAUAUUUUCACAAGACGCGACAGUGGCGGCAGAAGUCGUGACAAAAACGGCAAACAAGCGUGGCAGUAAUAGUAGUAACGGCAGUCGCAGCGGUAGUAGUGGUGGGGGUGAUAUGCCAAAACAACUUCCACACCGCAAACGAACAAAGGACAAGUCGACACCCUCUACCAUUGCUUCUGUUGCGGAAGGUGCAACACUGAAAUGGCAACCGGUGGAAACGCCUCAGGACCAUUUUGGUGAACAGCCGCACUACGUGUAUGCCUCCAUUUCCGCACUGCCACCCACAAACGGGCAUCACCGUCCUAGUCGACCACCACCGCCGCCACCACUACCGUCAUCGUCACCUUCGUCUUCAGCAGCAGGGGAAUUAAUACCACCACCGCCACCUUCAUCAGCAACAACACCAGCAGAUGUGCGCCAGAUACCAACAAUGUCAAUGCACGCUCCGCCCAUCGAGUUUAUCAACAGUACACCUGGUUAUCAUCCACAGAACAGCAAUGGUAGCCAUCAUCCCCAUUAUUAUCCACAGCAACAAGAAGCACCACCACCACAGUCGUACGAUACCCUUCCUAGACCAAAUUCAGCACCGAUGUAUACCGUUCCAUCGCCUACCGGAAACCAUUAUUACUACUACCAUUACCCUACGCCAGAAUCGCCUAGUAACAGCUCAUCAACGACCCCGCCCUUUUUCAGCACUAAUAAUGACAUUCAACAACUUCCUCCUCCUCCUGCUGCUGCUGCUGUUACUACUUCUUCUACAGCGAACACGCGGAAACGAAGUUUGCCUGUGGAUCACAGCAAUCAACCUAAACGUGUACGUCAAAACAGUGAUGUUGUUGCGCCCUUUCCCAUGCCGCCCAACACUGCUACUAUUCAUCCUCAUCACCAACAUCCUCAAUAUCACCAUCAGCAUCAGCCACCGCCACCAUAUCCAGAAACUUACAUGUACCAUCCGCCUCAACAGUAUCAGCAUCAGCAUCAGCACAAUCCAUAUCUACCACCACAACCGUAUCCAGCUUAUUAUUUGCAAGCGUCCCACCAACCGCCGCCGUCUAUGGAUCCUAAUGCAAUGCCGCCGCAUUAUAUUCAACAACAGCCAAUCAUACAACCCUCUGCGAGACCACCACCACCACCACCUCCAACACCACCUAUCAAAGAGAAAAAACCAAAGAAAACAAAGACUGCAAGCACAGCAGAACCAGGGAAACCGGCGAAAAAGGGACGACCGUUAAAGAAUCCGCCCUCUGCAGCGGCAUCAAAAGCAACAGCGACAACGCAGCCACAACACGACGCAGGAUCGUCGUCUUUAAAACCUAAAGUAUGCAAAAUGGGAAAAAAUAAUAAUUCUCAAUAUAGGAGGUUACACAGAGAAUGGGGUGGCGUCUGUCAGCGUUUUCCUCGAUCUGGUCACACACUGACGAUCAAAAACAUAUUUUUUUUUAGGAAUUAUCAGCUACACCUGACGCUACUGCUAAUACAGCAACUGAAUUGGCGACAACUGACGAAUCAGCACAAGUAAAGAAGGUACCGAAAAAACGAGGACGACCGCCAAAAUCCGAAGCACAAAAAGCAGCGGAAAAAGCAGCCAAUGCAGCAAAAAAGAAGGCCAACAAGAAGACUGCA
This is a messenger RNA of Zychaea mexicana, 2172 nucleotides long. RefSeq lists its product as uncharacterized. The coding region runs from base 125 to 2068 and encodes 647 amino acids. The transcript has a single exon. The record is from RefSeq and is a predicted model, not a curated record. Lineage: Eukaryota; Fungi; Mucoromycota; Mucoromycetes; Mucorales; Lichtheimiaceae.